Molecule: messenger RNA, 1074 nt
Organism: Cotesia glomerata
Lineage: Eukaryota; Metazoa; Arthropoda; Insecta; Hymenoptera; Braconidae
Exons: 4
Coding region: 661-1074 (137 amino acids)
Source: RefSeq, a predicted model, not a curated record
AUCUAAGGAUUUGGGAAGUACGAAUGACAUUAAUCGAUAGGUCUACGUUAGGUCCCUUUAGGUCUAUAAAUAUUUUCGUUAGUUUACCUAUAGUUUUUUUUUUAAAUUGUGCGUCAAAAAAUUCGAAUUUUAGCACCUCAUUUUCAAAAAAAAAACGAAAUCUUUAUCGUUUAUUUUGAUAAGAGUACGUACUCUUAUCGUUAUCGCCUAUCCUGUGAUCGUGGCUACGUUUGGUGACCAGAUGUCACCUCGAACUCAAGUCUAUCGCAAUAAACAUAAACCGCUUAAGUCAUAAACAAGUACUUUAAGAAAGUAUUACAAAAACACGUAUAAAUUAAACUAUUGGGAAUUUUUCAUCUCAAGAAAAACCCAAGUAUUCCUUUGUAGCCACAUAUACAUAUACAUAUAUACAGAUCCAGUUUUGCUAAGCCAUGACUAUCAAGGAUCUUACGAAAUAUGCUUUUGUGCGUACCAUAGUUCUCAAUUAAUGCAUGGGUAUAUCAAAGUUAGCCCCCUAUACUAUCUUACUAAUUAGUCCUAUGUUAUUUUUUAAAAACUUCAUUUAAUUCAAGAUAUAAUGAAAGAAAGAAAAUUUUCUUCAAAUACAUUUAGAACUUUACCACCGUCAAUGAUUAGUACUCUAUUUUUAUGGUUUAACAGAUGAUUAAACUUACAUAUCAUGAUUAUAAAAUGAAGAUUUAUCAUUACGAAGCAAAAUUGGAAGGCAAACAUUUGACAGAGUUCAUGCUAUACACAAAACCAUCCGAAGUUGAUGUGGCUGAAUGUUUACUUUCUUCUCUGCAUGAAAUACUCAUGUUCACCAAUACCAUUUAUUUUAUAGUCACAGAUGAGAAGAUCGCAACAACUCAUUUAACCCGUCCCAAAUGGUAUAAUUUCAACUCGACUGAAUACUUUAAAUGUUGUGUCAGGUCAAUAGCACUUCAUGCUCAAAUUUUGAUGUUGGGUCUGGAUGAUGGUUCUAUUCACCCCCUACUCCAUAUUACUUGUUACACUAUGAUCUAUGGGGAGGUGAUGGUGCAUUUGACUGAUUCAUUACUUGGUGAUGUUAACUGA